GUGCUUCAUGUGCAAACAUGAGCGAGUCAUUGCAACAACUCUGGAAUAUGAAAUUUGAAUAAAAGUUAUGAAAUUUUCGCUUUUAACUAUCAGCGAGCUGCAUCAAUCAUGAAUCAAUCGCAGUGCAUCGACAGAUUUUCCAAGAAGCCCUCAAAGGGCACUCCCUUGAAUAACUUGAUGAGAAAACCAAAUGGAAAUAAAUUCUUAAUAUCGCAUACAGAUGGUGAUGGCCUUCAGCGAAGUCCUGAAGAGAACUCAAAUGAUUAUGUGCAUGAAACUUCAAAUGUGGAUGAGGCAAAUAAUCAAGGCUGGCUAGAGGAUGACCAUCAGUUUGAGAGGGAAGAGAAAUCAAAGACACCCAUUGAGAAUAUGAACUUGAGUGAAAGUGUUUUUUCGGCAUAUAAACCCAAUAAAAAUUAUCCCAUUGAAUGUGAGGCACAGAUACUGCAGGAAGAUGAUGGCGGUGGAAAUAAUUGCAUUGAGGAUACCUUUCAAAGAGCAGUGAGUCCAAUUCUUUUUCUAGGUCAAUGCUGUGCCGCACUUCCUGUUCAAGGUGUGCUGCAAUCGAAUCCUUCGAAUUUGAAAUUUUCCAUAAUGUCUGUGCAAGUUCUGAUCACGGUGAUCUUUAUGUGUAGCAGUACAAUACUCACCUUGUGUACUUUGAAAAAUCUCUUAAAAAUAGGUGUAAAUGCCAAAAAUUUUGUCGGUUUGGCCUUCUUUGGCUGUGUUCAAUGCUCAUGCCUUCUGUUUGCUCUGUUGGCUCCUCGUUGGCCAAAAUUAAUGCGUUCUUGGUAUCGCACUGAGAUUAUCUUUACCCAAAAGCCUUAUGCCAUACCCAAAAGGAAUUUGGCCUAUCGAGUGCGGUUGGCGGCUGGUGUAAUAAUUUUUCUUUCAGCUCUUGAACAUGGUCUGUACUUGAGCUCGGCGGUGCUAUCAUACAGGCGAGGUAAAGAAGUUUGUGCUCCCAUACUCAAUACCACUGUUGAGAUAUCUUUCGAUGAUUAUAUUGUGCGCAAUUAUGAUUAUGUUUUUCAAAUAUUGCCUCCAAAUUUCUAUGUGGGCAUUGGUGUAUUGGUUGUCAAUGGCUUGUGCACAUUCAUUUGGAAUUACAUGGACAUGUUCAUUAUGAUGGUGAGCAAAGGCAUAGCCUAUCGAUUUGAGCAGAUAACGAUACGUAUAAACAAAUUGGCAAACAAGGAAGUUCCCGAAUCUGUAUUCAUCGAAAUACGUGAGCAUUAUGUGAAAUUGUGCGAACUACUGGAAAUGGUCGAUGAGAAUCUCUCUGGCAUAAUAUUGUUGUCAUGCAUUAACAAUUUAUAUUUUGUAUGCUAUCAACUGUUGAAUGUUUUUAACAAACUCCGUUGGCCCAUUAAUUAUGUCUACUUUUGGUAUUCCUUGCUAUAUUUGAUUGGUCGUACGGCCUUUGUCUUCCUUUCGGCGGCCGCCAUUAAUGAUGAGUCCAAAGGUGGUCUAGCGGUUCUACGCCGUGUCUCCAGCAAAACAUGGUGUGUGGAGAUCGAGCGUUUAAUAUUUGCCAUGACCACCCAGACAGUAGCCUUGUCUGGAAAGAAAUUCUAUUUUUUAACAAGGCGUUUGCUCUUUGGGAUGGCUGGUACCAUAGUUACCUAUGAAUUGGUUCUAUUGCAAUUCGAUGAACCCAACAGAGCCAAGGGAUUGCCAAAUCUUUGUGGUUGAUGGGUCGACAAGAUGCACAUAAUUAAGCAGGAAGCUUAGCAACUAUCAUCCCAUCAUAUCGUUGCAGUUAAUGCUAUUGUAAAAUGAUUCAAUAAAGUUGGUAAAACAGAGAAAGAAAGUUCACACCUACAUUAAUACAA
Messenger RNA from Stomoxys calcitrans (stable fly), 1835 nucleotides. RefSeq names its product gustatory receptor for sugar taste 64a (gene Gr64a). The transcript has 9 exons. Lineage: Eukaryota; Metazoa; Arthropoda; Insecta; Diptera; Muscidae. Gene Ontology annotation, molecular function: sweet taste receptor activity. Gene Ontology annotation, cellular component: membrane. Bases 109 to 1695 code for a protein of 528 amino acids. The record is from RefSeq and is a predicted model, not a curated record. Gene Ontology annotation, biological process: sensory perception of sweet taste; detection of chemical stimulus involved in sensory perception of taste.